UUUCAUUCCUCCCCUUUUUUACUCUUGCGCCUUUAAUCCUCGUUCCCCCCCGAUUGAUCAUUAAUUGAUUUUGACUAUAUCCUCACCCUCAUCUUCCUCAUCUUUUCCAUCUACCGUUCGCUGUCGUCUCUUCCUCCUUCUUCCCGCCCGCCAUUGACCCGUGAAACUGGCCUGUCUACGGAUGAACGGAAUUUACUGAAUCACACUUCGCAUAAUGGCUGACAUUGCUGUAUCAACAACAUCCCCUCCGGCGUCGUUUGAGGCGGAUCCCAAGACGAAGAGGAAAGCCUCGACGGCCGGCCUGCCCGCCAAUUCCCGUCCUGUAAAACGGCGGGCGUCGAAGGCGUGCUGUUGCUGCCGCGCGCGCAAAGUGCGGUGUGAUGUGGUCGAAAACGGAUCGCCCUGUACGAAUUGCCGGCUAGACCAAGUAGAGUGCAUCGUCACUGAAAGCAAGAGGAGAAAGAAAUCACGCGUUGAGGUUGACAAUGUAAACCCUCAUCGGCUGUCCCAGUCGCCUGCAGAGAUCCCAGACGACGGGGCAAGCCUGUUCAGGAGGCUGAGCGAGUGCCAUGGGCUUCCCGAUAUGGUCCCCGCCUCUCCAUCGCAGCAUUCAAUUGAUCUGGAGCAAGGGCAGCACAUGCCGCAUCUUUUAUAUCAGAGCCAGGUGAACAGGAUUGGAUCGGGGGACCGCUACCAUCGAAGAAUGGCUCCCACUCCUACCGUGCCAGCGACUCUCCCGUUGCACCAUGUGACCUCGCAGAUCCAACAGCUGUUGGAUCCUUCCUUCGCCAGUGCCAGAUCCGGUGGGGUCUCCCUACCGGACUACAUUCGCGGGUUGCCGCCUCGCCUACAGAAGGAGGACAUUGACUAUUUGUCCAUGAAGGGGGCGUUGACCGUUCCCGACGUUGGACUGCGGAACGAAUUGCUGAAGAGCUAUCUCCACUACGUGCACACGUAUAUGCCCCUUCUUGACCUGGAGGACUUCCUGCAGACGAUUGUUCAGAACGAUGGCACCCGUCGCAUGAGCCUACUAUUGUUUCAAGCCGUGAUGUUUGCCGGCACUGCUUUUAUCGACCUAAAACAUCUACACGCGGCCGGUUAUCCGACCCGAAAGGCUGCGCGAAAAGCAUUCUUUCAACGUGCCAGACUUCUCUACGACUUCGACUAUGAAGUCGACCGCAUCUCGCUCGUUCAAUCCUUGUUACUCAUGACCUAUUGGUAUGAGACGCCCGAUGAUCAGAAGGACACCUGGCAUUGGAUGGGCGUGAGUUUGUCCCUGGCACAUACCAUCGGCUUGCAUCGCGACCCUGGAAAUUCCCGUAUGGAUCUUCGGCGCCAGCGGAUGUGGAAACGGAUCUGGUGGAGCACAUAUACCCGUGACCGUCUGAUCGCCUUGGGAAUGAGACGUCCGAUGCGCGUCAAAGACGACGACUGCGAUGUCCCUAUGUUAACCCUGGACGACUUUGAGUUCCGCCCAUUUUCACCGGAGAUCGUCAGCAUCGUCGGGAAUUCUGAGAUUCUCCAAAGCGUGAGCUACCAGAAAGAACUCGCCUUGAUGUUCAUUGAGAAGGCGAAGCUCUGUCUCUGCGUUAGCCAUGUUCUAUCCGCUCAGUACUCGGUCCUGAGUCAUAAGUUUGGCGGUACAAUGGAGACGACCAUGAUGUUGGUGCCCAAAAAAUCGGCGGCGGAGACCUUUGAAGUUCGCCGUUGCGAUCAAGAGCUGGAAGACUGGCGGGCCCAUCUUCCGGCGGAGAUUCGAUACGCUCCCGCUGCGCCAUCCAAGUUGACUGAGGCGCAAGAAGUCCUUCACUCCCACCGCGCGCUUCUCAAAAUGGUCUAUUUGACUACGUCAAGCGCGCUCCAUCGGCCCCAGGUCCUCCCAGCUAUACCGCUUCCGUCAAUGGACGCGGAACUGCAAGAAAUAUCGAGGAACAAGGUGCGGUUUGCGGCAAUCGAGAUCACGAAUAUUGCGCAGGACCUACAUAGUUUGAAUCUGACCCGAUAUUUCCCUACGACCGGUGUCACAGUGCUACUCCCCGCGGUCAUUAUUCAUCUCCUUGACAUCAAGUCCAGCGAUGCCACCAUCCGGAUGACCAGCCUGCAACGGUUUUACCAGUGCAUGCGAAUUCUGCAGCGCCUAAGAGAGAUCUAUGCGUCGGCAGACUUCGCGACGUCAUUCCUGGAGGCUGCCAUCCGGAAGGCCGGCAUCCAACUCACGGUGGCACCACAGGAUGUGCAAGCACGGGCUAGCAGCACUCUCGAUGCGACAGCGCGUGUCAGCACCCUGACCCCGCCUCCCGACUCGCUGGCACAGAAAAUCCCGGAUCUGACAUAUCCGAAAUCUGACGGGGCAGGCAUUGCUGGGCAGCUUGCCGAGGGAAGCGGCGGACCUCUGUUCGCAUCAACGCCACCACCCUCGGACGGUAGCGAGAACGGGAGUACCAGUAACGUGAACUCGAGCUAUCACCAGGAUGCGUUCACUAUCCCCAACUUCGAUCCAGAGCUGAGCAUAAGCCAGCUGAUGGACCUGGCGAACGAUGCCGAGGUGACACAGAACGACUUCGACGCCCUGAUCAACUUUGAUGAUGCCGGCGCCGACUUCUUGACGGGCGAUGACGGUCUGGGCUCGAAUGGGAAUGCCAAUGGGAAAAGCUAUGGCUUUGGGAUGAGUGCCAUGGGCAGUCUAUCCGACAUGAUGGGGUUUGAUACGGAGAGCAAGGGGGUUACCUUGUCUGGCCUGGGAGACGGUCAGCUGGCCGACGAUCGCAGCGCGGCACCACAGACCGAGACGAAUGCCAUCACGGCAGACCUUGAUGCGGAGCUUGGAUUAAACCUAUAAGGAGGGGGCUGACUUCUCCUUGGACUUGUCUCCGCUGUCUGUGUGUUUGUUGCGGGGCAAUCUGUCUAGUUUCUUUCACAUUCUGGGAGCAUCAAAGGGAAAGGUGCCUGGCGUUUUGAACUAUUUUGGAUGGGGGGUUCAUGCACGCAUGUACCUGGUACAUACGCAUUCCCACUGCACUGCAUCUGCAUCAUCUGUACAGAGUCGAAAGUAGCUAGGUAAACUAGACUAUACGACAUGAAGAAAUGAAUGACCUGACUGAUCACACAACCGUUUCCACC
Molecule: messenger RNA, 3120 nt
Organism: Aspergillus heteromorphus CBS 117.55
Lineage: Eukaryota; Fungi; Ascomycota; Eurotiomycetes; Eurotiales; Aspergillaceae
Gene: farB1
Product: putative C6 transcription factor (Ctf1B)
Exons: 3
Coding region: 215-2839 (874 amino acids)
Biological process (GO): DNA-templated transcription; regulation of DNA-templated transcription
Molecular function (GO): DNA-binding transcription factor activity, RNA polymerase II-specific; zinc ion binding; DNA binding
Source: RefSeq, a predicted model, not a curated record